Haliotis rufescens (red abalone) is the source of this 1959-nucleotide messenger RNA. Its product is annotated as GTPase IMAP family member 9-like. The transcript is spliced from 5 exons. Gene Ontology annotation, molecular function: GTP binding. Bases 109 to 1533 code for a protein of 474 amino acids. Lineage: Eukaryota; Metazoa; Mollusca; Gastropoda; Lepetellida; Haliotidae. The record is from RefSeq and is a predicted model, not a curated record.
GUUAGGCUGGGGCCGCGCAAAGCGUUACCUGGUCUCACUGUGUGCAAGCUGGUUAGAUUUCUGUCAGACGAACCGGGAACAGACAUUUGGAGGAAUCUUCAAGACAAAAUGUGGGUAUGUGCAACCUGUUAUCAUAACAACGAUGCCGCCAAUGACAGUUGUCAAGGAUGUGGAACAUCCAAAUUGAUGAGGAAGAGAAUUGUGAAAAGGGAUGCACAACGGACAUCUCCUCACCUGCCUGUUCAGGCUCCUCCACCUCCUCCAUUGCAGAUGGUCGAUCAAGUCUACACUAAGCCAACGCAGAAGGUGGCCCGUGUCAAUCCUAUUCCAAAACCCUCACGACAAGGAAUUGAAUUGGGCGAAUUGAGACUGGUACUACUUGGUAAAACUGGAGCAGGAAAGAGUGCAACAGCAAACACAAUAAUGAAUAAGAAGGUUUUUGAUUCAAGAUCGUCGAUGACCUCGGUAACCGAAAAAUGUCAGUUUGUUCAUGGCGAUUUAUUUGGCAACACCGUCCAGAUUGUUGAUACACCCGGAUUAUUUGACACCAACACAAAGAAGGAGGUUAUUAAUACAGAAAUUAAGAAAUGUAUUGCACUUUCGGCCCCAGGACCACAUGCCUUUUUGUUGGUUUCAUCCUUAACCAACAGGUUCACAGAGGAAGAAGGGAAAGUCUUUGACGAAAUUGACGACAUGUUUGGGGAGCAAGUGCUCAACUACAUGGUCAUCGUCUUCACUGGAAGAGAUCAGAUCGAACCUAAGACAGUGGAGAAACACAUUCAAGGCGCACCUGACAAAUUAAAACAGAUUUUAAGUAACGCUGGAGGAGGAUAUGUCACCUUCAACAACAGAGGAAAGGAACUUGAAAAGGAAGCGGAUGUAAAAUGCCUUAUUCAACGCAUCAAAGACACAGUGAAUAAGAAUGGAGGGAAACAUUUCACCUCAAAAAUGUUCCAGGAGGCAGAAGAAAUUAUUCAAGAGAGAAUCAAGAGAGAUAGAGCUGACAAAGAAAAAGAGAUGAGAAGGGAAAUUGAGGAAGAAUUGCGCGAAGAGAUGAACGAGUUCAUGCAGAACGAGAGGGAGUAUUAUGAGAAGCUUCAUGAAGCCAAUGUGAAAGAAAUGGAAGAUUUAAAACUUCAACUAAAGGGAGAGCGGGAUACACAUGCCAGAAAGCGUUCACUUGUUAGAGAGAAUGAGAGGACCAUGGGGGAGCUGGUACAGAGUGAGAUGGAGAUGAGGGCAAAGAAGAACAAACUUGUAGGGCAGUUGCAGAAGGCUGAUGGUGAAGAGAAAGUACAAAUGCAGCGUCAACUGGCAAAUGUUGGGGAGGAGGUGACGCGCAUACUUGCUGAAAGGAAGAGAGUAGAAGAUGAAGUCACAAAUGACCGAUUUUCAGCAGAAUGUAAUUUGAGAGCACAACAAGUAAGAGAAACUGAAAGGGAAAACAUACAGAACGAAGAUGAAGCAACACUCAGUAGAUUCGCUGCAGGCAUGAAGAAUAUGGGGAGGCGUUUUCUCAAGUUAUUUAAGUAGGCAUACGUAGUGUGACAUUUAGUGAAGAUGAAGCAACACUCAGUAGAUUCGCUGCAGGCAUGAAGAAUAUGGGGAGGCGUUUUCUCAAUUUAUUUAAGUAGGCAUACAUAGUGUGACAUUUAGUGAAGAUGAAGCAACACUUCGAAGAUUCGCUGCAGGCAUGAAGAAUAUGGGGAGGCGUUUUAACAAGUUAUUUAAGUAGGCAUACAUAGUGUGACAUUUAGUGAAGAUGAAGCAACACCUCGAAGAUUCGCUGCAGGCAUGAAGAAUAUGGGGAGGAGUUUUCUCAAGUUAUUAUCACCCGCCACGAAGUGGAAGGGGGAUAUAGGAAUGGGUGCGUCCGUCCGUCCGUCGCAUUUCGAAAGUAUUUUUCAAAUUUCCAUGGCAACGAUUUUGGCUUAGACUGAAAAUGGCGGUAGUCCUCGU